Cuscuta campestris is the source of this 1149-nucleotide messenger RNA. The record is from the annotation of a GenBank genome assembly. NCBI's taxonomy places the organism in Eukaryota, Viridiplantae, Streptophyta, Magnoliopsida, Solanales, Convolvulaceae.
CACACAAAACCUAAGAUUUGAAUAAAUCCCUAAGAAUCUGAAACCAUUUUCAGCGGAAAUGAUGGCCGGCUACGCCGUCAAGGGAAAUGACAUCGAGGCUGGCGGGAAGAAUGGCGGCGGCGGAUUGUACCCUGGGAUGAUGGAGAACCCGCAGAUGCGUUGGGCCUUCAUCCGCAAGGUUUACGUCAUCGUUUUCGCCCAACUCUUCAUCUGCACCGCCGUUUCCGCCGCCAUGUUCUUCACGCCCGCCGUCAAGACGUUCAUGGCUACCACCAACGGGCUGAUUGCCCUCAUUGUCUUAGUCAUCCUCACCUUCAUUCUAAGCAUAGCAAUGGGAUUCUGCAGCCAGAAACAUCCAUGGAACUAUGUUCUUUUGGGGCUCUUUACUGUCUCAAUGGCUUUCAUGAUUGGAGUGGUGUGCACUUACAAAAAAGGAAUGCCAAUUAUGAUAGCUGCGGGUGUGACCGCAGUCGUGUUUGUUGCUCUUACCUUGUACACAUUCUGGGCUGCCAAGAGAGGCUCUGAUUUCUCCUUUCUUGCCCCCUUCUUGAUCUGUGCUCUCAUGGUGCUCCUCAUCUUUGGUCUCAUCAGGAUGUUUGUUCAUAUGGGGAGCAUUGGGCAGUUGAUAUACGGGUGUUUGGGGGCGCUCGUCUUUUCGGGGUUCAUCAUAUAUGAUACCGAUAAUUUGAUCAAGCGAUUCAGCUAUGACGAAUAUAUUGCUGCAGCUUCUUGUCUGUUUAUGGAUAUCAUCAACCUUUUCUUGGCUAUUCUUAAUAUAUUGGAGGGCUCUGAUUGAAGGGGGAGAAGAUUCGAUGUCUUAAAAUCUAUACUAUAUUUAAAAAAGAGGGAAAUUUUUUCCUGCCCAUAUGGAAACACAAGAAAGGUAUUUAAGGAAUUAAGUGAUUACAGAAAAGGAAAUCCCGUGCAUAUAUUAAAUAAAUACACAGUAUAAAAUUCAUAUACUCCCUCCGUCCCAUAAAGUAUUACCCAUUUUGACUAAAGUUGAAAUUAAGGGAGGGAUAAUUUUGUGUUGACUUUCCAAAAAUACCCUUGAUGUGAUGGGUAAAAGUAGGAUGUGAUGUGUAGAUUAUUAGGAAAAAGGUAUGAUGUGAUAGGUAGGGUUUGAAAAAGUAAAGGGUAAAAGUGGUU